AGACGCGCAGCAGCGGACGCACACUGCGGGGAAAUGAAACACGCUGCAGGUCCCAGAGCUGCCGAUCACUUGUCCUCCAGCUCUGCUCCUCUCCUCUGUCAGCGGGACACCACACACCGUCCGGGAUCAUGCCGUGUUCUCAUACGACUCACUUAUUAUCGCCUUACCGGAUCGCAGCUGAGUGAAAGAGAAAGUCCACACUGGAUCUGAACCCUACGCACUUGUCCGAUUCUUUUUUCUUUUUUUUUUUUGUUUUGUACUUUUGCCACCGUGGAUGAGACCUUUGCAUACUUUGUGUCUGAGUAACUCGGAUUUUCUGGCUCCGUUUUCUUUUCCACAUACUUUGGAUUUAUUCCUGCAGCGAGGAGAUAUGUUGGUUUUGUUUGUGAUCAGUCUGGCCGUGUUGUCAGAUGCAGGUCUGUCAAUGGAGGUGUUUCGUGCAGGCGUGGCCCCUCGCUGCGAGAGCCGGGCCUGCAACCCCCGCAUGGGAAACUUAGCUCUGGGUCGCCGGGUCCUGACGCAGACCGUCUGCGGCAACAACGGCACCGAGCUCUACUGCUCCUACUCCGACCCCAACGCCAACCUGGCCUGUGACGCCGCCAGGUGCGCCAAAUGCAACGCCGGCCUGCCUCUCCUGUCCCACCUGGCCGGGGCCAUGUCCGACUCCUCCUUCCGCCACCCGAACACCUGGUGGCAGUCGGCUGAAGGGGUGGAGUCUGAGACGGUGCAGCUGGACCUGGAGACGGAGUUCUACUUCACCCACCUCAUCAUAGUGUUUCGCUCACCGAGGCCUGCCGCCAUGACCCUGGAGCGCUCGCAGGACUUUGGGCGAACGUGGAGGAUGCUGCAGUACUACGCCGGCAACUGCAGCGCCGCCUUCGGCCUGGAGGAGGGGAAGGCAGCUUUGGGCCAGGACGGAGCCAUCUGCACGUCCAAGUACUCAGGAGCUUAUCCCUGCAACCGGGGAGAGGUGAUCUACCGAACCCUCCCAAAGUGGGAGUCCCUGGAUCCAUUUGGGGCCGAGGGCCAGCAGCAGCUGAGGGUCACCAACAUCAGAAUCCGGUUGCUGAAGCGACAGGCGUGUCCCUGCCAGGCCAAAGACCUCGCGUCCGCACACGAAGAUCUUCCCACUCGGCACUUUGCCAUCUACGACCUGAUAGUGAAGGGAAGCUGCUUCUGUAACGGCCACGCCGAGCAGUGUGUUCCUGCACCGGGAUACCAGCCCAUCAGGGACCGGACCAACCACGUGGUCCAUGGGAAGUGUGUGUGCAGACACAACACUGCAGGUGAUCACUGCGAGCGCUGCGCUGCGCUCUACAACGACCGACCCUGGCAGCCUGCUGACGGACUGACGGGAGCUCCACACGAAUGUCGGAAGUGUAAGUGUAACGGACACGCUCAGAGCUGCCACUUUGACUGGACGGCAUGGCGCGAGUCCGGCCAGCGCAGCGGAGGCGUCUGCGACUGUCUGCACAACACUGAAGGGCGUCAGUGUCAGAAAUGCAAGGCUGGCUUCUACAGAGACCCCCAGCGACCGCAGACGGCCCCCGACUCCUGCAAACCAUGCAGCUGUCACCCCAUGGGCUCCAUGCCCUUCCACUUGGCCGACGGCUCGCUGUGCGACCCCUCCAACGGAAACUGCAUCUGCAAACCCGGAGUAGGUGGAGCCCACUGCGACAGUUGCAUGGUGGGAUACUGGGGCUUUCACGAGUAUGGCUGCCGUCCAUGUGACUGUGCAGGAGACUGUAAUCCGUAUACUGGGGACUGCAUGUCCGGCUCUGACCUGGAGUUGUACAACUUGGAGGGAAACUCCAGUGAGCCGGUGAGGAUCUUCAGAGCAGACGAACUCUUCUCUGCUUUCCACUACUUAGAGAAGUGUGAGUGCAAAGAGCAAGCCCUGACCAACAGUAAACUCUUCUGCACCAUGAAUUAUGCAUACGUGCUGAAGGUGAAAGUGUUGUCUGCCCACGAUAAGGGCUCCCACGCCGAGGUGGAGGUCAAAGUUCAGAAAGUGCUCAGUCAGAACACCAAAGUGAAGAUACAGCGAGGUCGAGUCACCCUUUACCCCGAGUCCUGGACCGCACGGGGCUGCACCUGCCCCAUCCUCAACCCAGGUGUGGAGUAUUUGGUGGCAGGUCACUCGGACCGCAAGCACGGCCGCCUCCUGGUCAACAUGAAGAGCUUCGUGAAGCCUUGGAAAGCCAGUUUGGGCCGCAAAGUCCUCACACUGCUAAAGAAAGACUGCAACUGGUAGGCGGACGGCGAGAGGACGGGAGGAACUGGUGACAUUACAGACGAGACUGUUUUUAAGCAAAGCCGUGGAUUUUCCUGUCCCUCCAGGUGUGGAAUAUUAGGUCGCACCGGUCUGGCAGCAGUUUCUGGGGAACUGAACUGAGAUGAUUGAACCCCUCCAUUUCUCUGCUGCUGUCCAACGAGAGCACAAACCUCGUCCUGAGCUGCAGCAGCUGAAAGCACGCAGGACGUAAUUUUAUCAAGACAUCUGUCUCGCAUCUGAGCAAGCUCUCAUUCUUACAUUCCUAUGUGGGAUUCGAACAAAAAUUUCCUUUGCUGUUGCCGCUGGAGCUCAAGAAAUUGAGGAAUUCAGAGCCACGUCCAAGAGCUCUAUACUGAGUGACUGAAUGAACCCUGGACCCUUUAACAUACAGUAAAACACAAACUUAUCUCCCUCCUCUGCAGCACUUUAGCCUCAGAUGGACUGAGGGAAUACGGACACACAAAGCGAGGAGGAUUAAACUCACUCGCUCAUAUGAACUGUGGAUGAAGGAUUCCCUUUACAGUGGACACGCUCACAGAGGCAGCAGUGUGUGUGUGUGUGUGUGUGUGUGUGUGUGUGUGUGUGUGUUGCAAGACGCAAUGUGCAAAGCACCCCGAGUGACGCUGAACAAGCCAUACAAGCCACUACAGGUGGAUAAAUCUUAGCCAGUCCAGGUGUGCCUGUGUUGAAAUCAGAGCGAAUGGGUUUUACCCCGAACGUGAAUGUAUUUGCCUGCCUGUGUUUGUGUGUGUGUGUGUGUGUGUGUGUGUGUGUUGAAUGGCAGACAGAGUGAGAUCGGUUGAAUGCAGCGUUAUAUUACGAGCACAGUCCAGAUUCAGUCCAGCUCUAAAGCUUCUAUGUAGGUUGAAACCGUUCCAAUGUUUAUCAUACAGCAUUAUGUGUACUGAUUCAUCUCAUAUUUACACUCCUCUGCUGAAUUCAGAAAAUUCCUGUUAUUCCUUCCUUUGUGCUCUUGUACAGUAUUAUUUGUAUAUAUCUAUAUAAAUAUUAUUGCUCAUCUUUCCCCCUUCUGUUAAUUGUUUUUGUACAUGGUAAUAUUAAAGGAAAACUCCAGCUUAUUA
This is a messenger RNA of Stegastes partitus (bicolor damselfish), 3357 nucleotides long. It is a transcript of the gene ntn4, whose product is annotated as netrin 4. Gene Ontology annotation, biological process: tissue development; cell migration; substrate adhesion-dependent cell spreading. Gene Ontology annotation, molecular function: protein binding. Lineage: Eukaryota; Metazoa; Chordata; Actinopteri; Pomacentridae. The record is from RefSeq and is a predicted model, not a curated record. The transcript is spliced from 10 exons. The coding region runs from base 275 to 2254 and encodes 659 amino acids. Gene Ontology annotation, cellular component: laminin trimer.